Molecule: messenger RNA, 3257 nt
Organism: Dermacentor albipictus
Lineage: Eukaryota; Metazoa; Arthropoda; Arachnida; Ixodida; Ixodidae
Gene: Sas-4
Product: spindle assembly abnormal 4
Biological process (GO): centriole elongation; cilium assembly
Cellular component (GO): centrosome; centriole
Molecular function (GO): tubulin binding
Source: RefSeq, a predicted model, not a curated record
AUGGGUGGAGGCUGUGCAUCAUCUCCGCGAGCUCACGCUGCGCGCGCUGCAGUCGCCACAGCCAGGCGGCGAGAGCGACAUUUGAAUUCGGUUUCGCAAAAUUCGUGGUUUCUCUGCACGACAUCUACGAUGUAUCGCCGAUCAAAAUCAUGCAGGGAAGUGCCAGAACGCACGCUGACAAGAAGCGACAUAUUUAAACUUGUACAGGGUAUUCGAACUAGAAAGCACAGAAAAACAGCAGCUGCAGAUGAAUUAUCUGACAAGUCGGAAGAAUCGCGGUCGCAAGAGCCUUCCAGCGAGCACCUUGAGAGUAAAGAGACGAGGAGCGGCGUGAAUGUAUGCAUAUUUCCUUGCAACAAUCCAAUCGAACACGUCAUUGCAGAAUGUUAUAAACACGUCAACCAUGGCCGGCGUUUAUCAACAGGAAAUUCGCAUUCAGCUGGGAGUGAAGCAUUAAGCUUGUCCACGUGCGAAAAUCUCUUGAGCCAGGUAGCGAAAAAAAUAGAGGAGCUGCAAAACGAGAUGAAACUUUAUCAGUCUCAUAACGAACACCUUAAGAAUCUGCAACAGCAGUACCACCAGAUGUUGAGCAAGCUCCAGAAAGACAAAGACGACUUUGAGGCACAUAAGGAAAAAGAAACAAACAAGCUCAAAAGCGAGCUUGAAGAAGAAAAGCGAAAAAUUAGGACACAGAGGCGAAGGCAAAACCUCAGCACAGUCACUAAGGCAGAAAUGAAAUCCUCUGCUUCAGCUGCUAAAGAUAAGUUGUGUCUUGAUUUUCAGAAUGUGAAUAAGGAAGCACAGAGCCAGAUCCAACGAAAAGUCAAUCUACUGGCAAGUGAGAAUGGGCGCCUGAAAGACAAGCUCCAAGUUGCAGACCAGGAGAAAAAUUCCUUGAAAGCUAUGGUGAAAGAACUGGAGGAGCAAAGAAUCGCUCUUCUUGAAAAGCUUGAAAAAAUUUAUGAGUUAAAGGGAUAUCCAAGCCUAAAUGAGCUGGCACUGUCACCGGCAUCACACUUUGUCAUGCCUAUGCUUAUACCUGCACCUAGUUCUCCUUUUCAGUCUGAUGGGGCACAGUUGGCAUUGGAAAGUGCACACGGAGAUAGCUUGUGCAUGGAGGCCAAGAACUGCAAGGAAACUGCAUUUGACUUUGGUAGCACACUGAACCUGAGUGGCACACCUGCAAAAUCAAAAGAACAGACAUCCGAGCCAUCGGCUGUCAUUUCUGCUACUGCUGUCACGUGCCUCUCCCUUGACAGCACAGUAGCAACCAGUUCUUUAGGGGUUUGCAACAAGGAAAAUUACACCCCUGCAUUGCGCAGAAAUGAUAGCCUUCAGAAAGAAAAGCUUGCCCACAGCCAGUCCUCCAAAACAGUAAGAUUUGCUGCAGACAUACAGACAAGUCAGAGUGAUAGCAGUGUAUUGGACAGCAUUGGCAGAACUACUGUGGUGGGCUUGCAAGGUGAACAUGUCCAAAGUGCCUCAGAUGAAUCUGCAGGGCAAAGAAUGGGAGAGCUAUGCAUAAGUUACAAAGAAAUCAGUUCAGACCAGAAGCUAUGUGAAGUACCUUUGACCGAAAUGCCCGUAAAAAAUGACAACUUUUUAGAUCGUAUCUCAAAGGUGACAAAAGUUGGGUUGAUCACGAAGGAAGUACUGACCAACACAUCAUUCAAAAGGCCCUCAGCUGAUGUUCUCCACUGGAAUGGAGCAUCUCAGAUGAGUCUGCACUCUGAUAAGUCUAGUUCAGUAAAUAUUACCACUGAAGAUAGUAAAAAAAAUGCUAAUCAAGGUCUGCGUCUGGUUUCCAGUUUGGUCGGGGAAUGUGAAGUUGCAAGAACAGAGUGUAAUGAAGGAUCUGAAAGUGACAGAUGCACAAGUGCGGACAUUCAGGCCACAAGGUGCGACCAAACAGACUUGGAAUCCUGCCAUGGGUCUGAGCAAAGCCAGUCAUGCCCUAAUGAGGAGCAAAUUGCUGAAGGAACUGACAAGACAUAUCGGAAACUAGUUAAAGAAUUGCAACACAAUGAACACACUAGCAGUGAUAUCAACGUCUCAAAAAAUGGGGAUCACUCAGAUUGGGAGUCUUAUGAAGAACCCGGGCAGGGCCCACUUGUAUGCGGUGCUCAGUGUGCAAAAAACACAGAAUGUUCAGAGGUUAAAAGUGCUGAACCUGGUAACGAAUGUACAAGUGACAUCAGUGAAGGGGGUACUCGUCAUGGAAGCCCAAAUGCAGAGGAAGCUGGAAACAGCCUCCAUGAGAUUCUCCAGGAGCUAGGAGGCCACUGCUCGUUGCAGGCUCCAAAAGCAAUGUCGCGGUGUUUUCUCCAGGACUGCCAAGCGUCUCAUUCAGUUAAUCGUUGGAAAAGGCCAGCUGAUUUAGCCGUGGUGUCACACCUCUCCGCAGACAGGAAGGUUAGCUCGCUUAUCAAGAAAUAUUCUCAAGUAUGCACUUCGAGUGAAGACACUAGUGGCUUGCCCGAGACCACGAGAGCACGCAAAUCUCAGUCUGCACAAAUUCAGUCAUCUAGCCUUAUGCGAGACCACAGCCUUGAUAAGCACAACAGCCGUACAUGGGCACUAGAUUCCAAUGGUCACAAGAUGUUACUCACUGUUGUGUCCAAGGAGAUAGACCCAUUUACUCAGGUCAUUAUCUACAAGUUUCAGAAUGGAGACCAAAAAGAUCUGCAUCCUGAUGGGAAAGUGGUCUAUCACUAUGCAAAGAGUCAAACUGUUCACACAGUUUACCCUUGUGGCCAGAAAGAAAUCAAAUUUGUCAAUGGUCAAGUCGAAACACACAGUGGGGAUGGAAAUGUUGAGGUGACGUACCCAGAUGGCACGGUUCGUCGAAUUUUCUCUACCGGGGAAGAAGAACAAAAGACACCGGAUGGCAUCGUGGCUCGGAGACUUAGAGAUGGCACAGAAACUAUUGACUACCCAAAUGGCCAGAAGGAGGUUCGCAGUGAACUGUACAGGAGUCGGUACUACCCAAAUGGCACUGUCAAGACGGUUUACGUUGAUGGGAAGCAAGUUACCAGGUAUCCCAAUGGACGAGUUAGAGUCAAAGAAGCUGACGGCACCGUCAGAGGCUAAUAGAAAUGAGUUGGUACUCUCCUUCAUCCUUACCACACUAUUUUUCCACAUAUUGCCUGCUGUAUUGCCAGGACAUUGCCUCUUGAAGGUUUUAGUGAUAUUUAUUACAUGCACGGUCCUAUAACAUUUCCAAAACCAAUAAAUAUGGUGUAAAUGUAGCAAGAUAA